Molecule: messenger RNA, 954 nt
Organism: Fukomys damarensis (Damara mole-rat)
Lineage: Eukaryota; Metazoa; Chordata; Mammalia; Rodentia; Bathyergidae
Product: olfactory receptor 8H1
Exons: 1
Coding region: 1-954 (317 amino acids)
Biological process (GO): sensory perception of smell; G protein-coupled receptor signaling pathway
Cellular component (GO): membrane
Molecular function (GO): odorant binding; G protein-coupled receptor activity; olfactory receptor activity
Source: RefSeq, a predicted model, not a curated record
AUGGGUAGACAGAACUCCACCAGUGUGGCUGGCUUCAUCCUGAUGGGGCUGACGGACUCUGCAGAGACACAGGUGGUCCUCUCUGUGCUCUUCCUCCUGAUUUACCUGAUCACAGUGCUGGGAAACUCAGGGAUGAUAUUGAUUAUCCGGCUGGAUCCCCAGCUGCACACCUCCAUGUACUUUUUCCUCACUCACCUGUCAUUUCUCGACCUCAGCUACUCGAGUGUCAUCACCCCAACAACCUUACAGAACUUACUGACUUCUAACAAGAGCAUCUCCUUCCUGGGCUGCUUCACCCAGAUGUUCUUUUUUGCAGUUUUUGGCACUGCAGAAUGUUUUCUUCUCUCCUCCAUGGCCUAUGAUCGCUAUGUAGCUAUCUGCAGACCCCUGCACUACCCAGUCAUUAUGUCCACAAGGCUGUGUUGUGCUCUGCUCACUGGCUCCUAUGUUGUUGGCUUUGCAGAUUCCAUUGUGAAUGUGGUUUUCAUGAGCAGACUGCAGUUUUGCAACUAUCACAUCAUCCAGCACUUUUUCUGUGACAUAUCCCCUAUUUUAGCCCUGUCCUGCAGUGACACUUCUGAGGUUGAAGUUAUUAUAUUCAUUUUUGCUGGCUCUAAUUUAGUGCUGUCCCUCAGCACCAUAUCUGGGUCCUAUCUGUCCAUCCUCUCCACUAUUCUGAAAAUUAAUUCCACUGCUGGAAAGAACAAAGCCUUCUCCACCUGUGCCUCCCACCUCCUGGGAGUCACCAUCUUCUACAGCACUAUGAUGUUUACUUACCUAAAACCGAAGACGUCCUACUCCUUGGGCAGGGAUCAGGUGGCUUCUGUGUUUUACACGAUUGUGAUCCCCAUGCUGAACCCUCUCAUCUACAGUCUCAGAAACAAAGAGGUGAAGCGCGCUGCCCUGAGAGUCCUGCAGAAGAGAUGGGGCCAUGAGCAUUUAAUAUCCCAGUGA